UGACGUCAUAGAAACAAAGCCAUGCGCGGUCGAUCGUGCGACCGCGAAAGAAAGCGUACGGUCCUGGCCGCGAUCGCAUCGAGAAAACGUGACGUUUACAAAGUAACGUUUAGGCGCCCCUCGUAACUCUAUUCUCGUCAAAGAUAACAACGCAACGACGAGACGCCAGUGUUGUUCGGUGUGCUUCGCGUAGGCGAGCGCGACGACAUUAUCCUCUUUUUCUCUCCCUCUUUGUCUCUAUCUUUACCCAUCAUUCUUAUCUCUUUUCUCUUUCUCUCUCCCUCUCUCUCUCUCUCCUUCCCUCUUCCUCUUAUACGUUUUCUUUGUGUCUUCCUUCUUCUCUUCUUUUAUUUACAAAAUUUGUAAAGCCAAAACAGGUAUGCCGUUCAUAUCAAAAGAUUGGCGUAGCCCUGGAGAAGAAUGGGUUAAAACGGUCGAAGGUUGGGAAAAGAAAAAGAUACUCGAAUGUGCGAAUAAUAAGACGUUAUCACUUCUCCUUCGAGCAGCUGUCAGCUGAAAAACGACAGGUAUGUACGUGAAAUCACAUUGUACAAAACGGCAGGACCUGUUCUCUCGAUACAAGGACAGCGUCGAAUAACGGAACAGACGGUAUUUCUGUUUUCGAGGUGAAAAAGAUGCAAGUGACAAGAAGGAGAAGGAUAGAAAGAAAGAAAACGCCGUCCAACCGCAUUGCCACAUCACGUUGAAGUGCACACGUGAGGUGAGUGACUCCUUCCGCAGAUGUCUUUAUUUUUAGCACGGACUUGUGAAAGAUGGAAGAAAUGGAAUUGGCCUCUUAAAGAAGGCGAUCGUUCGUCUGUCAUGCUUUCUAGAGGGUGAAAAUUGUAUGAAGGGAGAAGAAAGGAAAUACAACGGGACCAAUGGUCUACGUUAGAAAUAUUAUCGCUGGUUUUAAUGGAUUAAGUGACGCCCUGAAGAGACUAGAUUUUUUAUCAGCAGUACAUGACUGUCGUCGAUUUAAUUACAUCGUAAGACUUUUGGAUCUUCUAGUUAGUCACAGAAUGGGUGGUUUGAGUGGUUGUGCACAACGAGUUCUUUUCAAUAUGUUAGAGGAAGUAGCGUUGGAAGUAUCCUUAUCGCAACAACAAACUGGAAGAUUACGACGAUUGAUCGAAAGAGUUAGAGCCUUCAGUGCUGGAUGUUGUUGGGGUGGAAGACCUCUAGGCUCUGUAAUUUUAUGGGAAAAACAUAAAGCAGCUUUGGAAAGAAUCUUACAAAUUGCCUCGUCUAUCACUAUAACUCAGCCGGAUGAAGAACAACAACCGCAAUGGUCAGAUUUACCUCCAGAAUGUCGUAGAGAAGUUCUUCUUCGAUUAAGCGAUCCGCAAGACAUUGAAGCAUCGUCGGAAGCAUGCGAACAUCUCGCAGUUUUAGCUCAAGAACAAAGAAUAUGGCGAGAACUUGCUCAGUAUCAUUUCACUCCACAACAAAUAGCUACUACCAGGCAAAACAAUCCAGGGAAAGAUUGGAAAACUAUAUUUACUAUUGCUAGAAGGUCAUUCGGUUUGCGAGAAGAAUAUGCAGAGAUGAUACAAUUGUGCCGCAAUUGUCGUUGUUUAUUUUGGAGAUCACUGGGCCAUCCCUGUAUCGCAGAUCAGGAUCCAGCAUUUCAAGAGAAGUUAGCUGAUGUAGAUCAAGCUUCUCUUCAUGUUCCAAUCCCUCCUCAAACUUUCCUAAAGUUUUUUUCACUGUGAAGGCCUUUUGUUAAGUGUCUUGUAAACAGAAUAAUUAGAUAUACAGCUGCAUAUGUGCGCAUAUGUAUAGUAUGUCUGUGAAGAAGUUAAAAAAAAAACGUGAAUGAGAAAAACAGAAAAGAAAGAAAAUAUAGAUCAUAGGGAAAAGGAAAGAUAUGUAACAGAUGUGAUCGAAAAACGAAUACUUCGAAAUUAUAUGUAAAUGAUAUAUCUAGCAAAAAAAAAAGAUAUUUAAAAAUUCUAUUAUACAUAGAGAUCUUAUCAUCAAUAAGUUAUAUUCAGUAUAUUAUGAUUGCAUAUCUGAGAAGUUUUUAGUCUAAAGUGAAACUUCAGACGUGCGAAAUUCUUAGAAUGCUUCCUUCCCUUAAAAGUUAUAAUGGCAACUACUUCCCAAAUUGCAAAGUAUAUUUCUGUAAUUUUUAAAAUUAUAAUAGUUAUAUUGACUAUGAUAAUAAUGGAUGAUAAGUGCUAGUCGUAUUAAAAUGUUGAUUGUUAGAUAUAUUGUAUGUGUGUUCCAAAAAACACAUAAAAGAUAUCCAACUGUAAAGAUAGGCUUUCAGGAUUUUUAUCUUCCUUAAGAAAAUCUAUCUAUGACUGUCUGUUCUUAGAUACUGCAUCAUUUUUAUGUAGUAAAUUUAUAUAAUUUAUCAUUUAUGAAAUCAUAUUGUUUUUAUUCAAAAGAUAUCUAUUAUAUUAACUAAAAUAAUCCUGCCAAGUAAAUCGUAAUGAAUUUGUUUGAAAAAAGAAUUGGUUGCAAUUUGAUUUUUUUUUUUUUUUUUUUUUUUUUUAUACGCGCACGCGUGUGUGUGCAUGUGCGUGUGUAUGUAUGUAUGUAUGUAUGUGUGUGUAUAUUGUUUGUAUUGUAUUGUAUUAAUAGAAUGUCGAAGUUCAUUUUUUGUGAUUUAUCUUAGUUGAUACAAUUUUAUAAAGUUAUUGCAUAGCAAGCAUAAUCGAAUUUUAAAAGCGUACCAAGCUACAUUUUUAUAAAUAUUUUAAAAAUAUUUAAUAUGUUGUAUAAUGUAAGUCUAAUAUUUCGUAUAAAAACAAAAUUGGCAUAUUUGCUAAAAAUACCUUUAGUACUACUGAAAGCUUUUUUUUGUUACAUUUAAUUGAUAUUUGAAAUAUGAUUGUUUUUAUCUCAUAAUCAAAAUUUAUAAUGCUAGUUUUAUUUUAACAUCCGCAAGUGUAUAUUAAAAUUUUAUGCAUUUUUUUUUAUACACUAUAUAUGAUAAUAGUAAAGAUAUAACACAGAGACGUGCAAACUUUAUGUCAAAGAAAAAAAUCAUUCAUUACUGUUAUUCGAUUAUUCCUAUUUAAGUAUGCUCACUUGAUACAAAUUUUUCCUUUAAGAAUGAUAUAUUAUCAUGAUAUGAUAAUUCAAAUAAGCAGUGAUAUAUACUGAAGAAUAUGGAUAUGACUAUUGUGACAAUUUGUUAAAGGAAAACGAAAGAAAGAGUUGGGAUAAAGGACAAUUGACUAUAUGAAAAUUUUGUACGUCUCUGAUAUAACAUAUCUUGAUUCUCAUAAAUAUUUGUUAGUUUUCUAUUUAUAUAAAAUACGUACUAACAAAUAAUUUAGUAAACUUCGAUUUUACAAUAAGCUAUGUUAGAGUUACAUUUUAUUGGGGAGACAAUUUGUAAACUGUCUUCAUAUGUGCAUAUAUGCAUAUAUGUUUUGUUAUAUGCAUAAAUAUUAAAUUAUGACAUAAAACACAAUCAUACACUAAGAAAAUACAAACAAAUCAUGAAGUAUCUUUUUUUUAAGUAUAAAAUACUUCAAUAGAAAUAUGUAAAUAGUGUAUGAACUAACUAUUGCAUUCUGUAUAAUCGUACAAAAUGAGAUCCUAUUUACACUGCUCCGUAUACAUAUGUAUUCAUUUAGGAUGUGACGGGAAAUUUUAAAAAUCUGUAUAAGUUAUCAUCAAUAUAAGAGUAUUAUAAUUGAUUAAUCAAGGAAAAGAAAAUUAUACUGCCAAUAUGGAUGCUAUUGCAUUUACAUGAAUUGAACAAAUUGUUUAUAAAAUUUUCAUUUAGAAAAAAUGUUAUUUUUUUAGAUAUUUCUUUUUCUAUUCAUGUAAUCUUAAAAUUGUUUCAUGACCUACAUAGUUUACUAACCUAGUCAUUAUAAAAAGUUCUCAUUGAAAUCGAUCGUACUUGAUUAUAAUAUUAUAAUUAAUUACUCUAAUUUUUUGGCAGCUCGUUAUGAAACUCCAAAACGAAUUAAAAUUAGUAAAUCAUAAUUAAGAGAAGUGAUUCUAUGAUAAUAUUUAUUUUAUCUAUAUCUAAACUGAUACAUGUACAGCAAGAUUGUACAAAUUGCAAAAUAAAAUUUAUUUAAAUAUGUA
Messenger RNA from Vespa crabro (European hornet), 4059 nucleotides. Its product is annotated as F-box only protein 32. Gene Ontology annotation, cellular component: SCF ubiquitin ligase complex; nucleus; cytoplasm. Lineage: Eukaryota; Metazoa; Arthropoda; Insecta; Hymenoptera; Vespidae. The coding region runs from base 882 to 1715 and encodes 277 amino acids. Gene Ontology annotation, biological process: protein ubiquitination. Gene Ontology annotation, molecular function: protein binding. The record is from RefSeq and is a predicted model, not a curated record. The transcript is spliced from 8 exons.